Aspergillus nidulans FGSC A4 is the source of this 690-nucleotide messenger RNA. Its product is annotated as ATG3/ATG10 family protein. The coding region runs from base 1 to 690 and encodes 229 amino acids. Lineage: Eukaryota; Fungi; Ascomycota; Eurotiomycetes; Eurotiales; Aspergillaceae. The transcript has 4 exons. Gene Ontology annotation, molecular function: ubiquitin-like protein transferase activity. The record is from RefSeq and is a predicted model, not a curated record.
AUGGUCCAAAUGGCCGCAGGGACAAAACAGGGGGUGUUAUCGUCUUUUCCUUAUCUCGCGAAUGACGAGUUCGAGAGUGGUUGCCGCGCCUUUCUGCACCGAGUUCAAUUGACCGGUAGGUUACCAAUGCAGUGGUCGUCGGUUCGGUUCCAGACAAAUGGCCAAAUCUUGAAGAUCUGUCAAAUACUCAGCCCUGACUACGACGGUCCCGCACGGUCACUGCAGAUAGAAGACACAGCGGACUUGCAGCUAGAAGCGUGGGAAGAGGACUCUCAGCAGGAAGCCUUUAUCCGUACAUCCAAUUCUUGUGAGCUACAGGUAGACUAUGAUAUCCUCCUCUCACCAACCUACCAAGUUCCCGUCCUAUAUUUUGUCUUACGGCGUAUGGACAAGCUUCUGGGCUUAGAUGAAGUCUAUGAAUAUCUAGUCCCCGAUCAAUGUAAGAGGAAUAUCCGAAACAUGGGUAUCAUGGGUGGUAUUAGUUUCGGUUAUCAUCCAAUAUUCGAAACACCAGCGUUCUUUGUCCAUCCGUGCAACACAGCGGACACCAUGAGGGACGUCGCAAGCGAGCAUGACAUCAGCCCCGAGGCAUAUCUCAUUAUCUGGCUCGGCUUGGUGGGUAGUUCUGUUCGUCUCCAACUGUCAAGUGAUCUCUUCAAGGCAACAAGUAUCCCAAAGCCCAAUGCUUAA